Messenger RNA from Gymnodraco acuticeps, 2294 nucleotides. Its product is annotated as zinc finger protein 615. The coding region runs from base 713 to 2146 and encodes 477 amino acids. Gene Ontology annotation, molecular function: RNA polymerase II cis-regulatory region sequence-specific DNA binding; DNA-binding transcription factor activity, RNA polymerase II-specific. The record is from RefSeq and is a predicted model, not a curated record. NCBI's taxonomy places the organism in Eukaryota, Metazoa, Chordata, Actinopteri, Perciformes, Bathydraconidae. Gene Ontology annotation, biological process: regulation of transcription by RNA polymerase II. The transcript is spliced from 2 exons.
GCUGAGCCUUUACUGUGUUUAUUUCCCCAGAACAACAUUUAACAUUUUGCAGGAGCUGAGCUACGGGACUUUUUAACCCUCCUGCAACGCACACAGCUCAAUUAUCUCAUGGUUUGUACAUUUAGAAGUGCAUUUCACCUCUGUGUUUUUGCAUUAAAAUAGCAAAGUGACGCAAAGUUAUAAAAGGUGAUAUGUAUUCGACUGUUAACUUGGAGUCACGUUAGCUAGCGUGUUGCUAAGCUAGCUGCAGUUUUGUUUUCAGCACAACGAAGUUUGUCUGUGAUGGCUUUAGCAGGACAAUGGUGAGUUAAAAUGUAUUUUAUAGAUAACAUACAUUUCGCCGCUUCUCUUUGUGGUAAAUACAACUGGAUAUUAUAUGCGGCGUUUUCCAUAUUAGCAACAACGUACUGUGCUGAAGGCUACUUAAAGAGCAACUUGCAGAGUUUAUUUUUUUACUGCAUUUAUGCUUAACCUUGCCUGAAAAUUACAAUAAAAAAAGUUAAGGCAGGAUUUUACAUGUUUUACGAGACAUAAGGGCUGGAAUUCAGAGGGGAAAGUAGCCGUUUUGAGCUCUGCUACUAACAACUUUUUUUAAACGUCAUACGUCAAACGCGUCAUAAUACCUCACAUAGGGGAGCAACCGCGCCCCGUUAGUAGUUGGUUUGAGCGGUUGUGAUUUAGUGAGCUGGUAUUUUUUCGGUAGUUUUACAUCAUGGUGAGCCAUUGUGUUUGUGCUGGUUGCUCAAACUCCAGCUUGUCAGGAUAUCGAGUCCACAAUUUCCCUAACAGGAAAAGGACCGCAGCUAGCUUUAGUUCCUGGGUGCGUUUUGUGCAGGCGAAGAGACGGGACUUCACUACCGCAUCUGCGACGAAAAACGCGGUCGUUUGUGGCGCUCAUUUUAGACAGGAGGAUUAUGAGGCAGGUGAUCUGAUGCAGUUCAGGAUGGGAUAUCGAAGCCAGGACCGUGUGAGGCUGAUAGCUAGUGCGGUUCCGUCUAUACACCCAGCUUCUUUAUCAGCUCCGGUAGCAGCAGCAGCAGCAGCCGGUGGCGGGAGUGAUGGUCAAGGAUCGGUCAGAAAAUCUGAGAUGUCUUCUGAACACCCUGCGGUUGCGGGUGGGCUUGCAGGAAAGUCCACUUCGUCCUCUGGGGUGAAAGGAAACAUAAAUUGGGACUGUGACAGCAGCUUGGAUCAGAUCACGGUUGUGAGGAUCGACGACACACACAUCGCGGAGGAUAAAGACUCCGUGGCGUGCUACGAUGUGGAGUACUCCAUUCCCACUGAGGAGGAGGCUAACGACGAGGACGACGGCGUCUACGUCAUUGAGUACUCAAACCCCGAAGAGGAGGGAGAGAGCUACCAGUUCACCAUGUCUGUGGAUCAACCACUGCCCACCAAAAAGCAGAUAGUUACACAUGCUGCGGCGAGAGAGAGCGUGAUGUCCAAACCCUCUAGACCUCAGAGGCUGCGGCGGAAGAGGGACCUAGAGGAGGAGGAGGAGGAGGUGGUGAGUAAUAAGUGUUUGCUUGAGCUUGGGGAGGACUACAGGGACAUUAUGAGGAUGAACUCUGAUAAAGAGCAGCUGGUGUGCAAGCUCUGCCCGUCACCCGGACGCUUUUUCAAGAAAGCUGCCGGUCUGGCCGUGCAUCUGAGACACACGCACCAGUUUGGGGGGAGGACGUACUUCUGCACCACCUGCCAGCGGUCGGUCCGCACUCAGUCGGAUCUGGAUUCACACACCAAACGCCACGCCAAUCAGGAAGCUGUGUUCACCUGCCUGCUCUGCAAGGCGCAGGAGGGCAAGGCGGGGUACACAGGGGCCAAGCUCGGUCUGAAGAGACACCUGGAGCAGGAGCACCCGGGCGUCGUGCCGCGUUGCGACAUCUGCAACAAAGGCUUCCUGUCGCUCACGUCCUACCUGGCCGAUCAGUUCAGGCACGUCGGAGUGUCGCCGUACUACUGCGCCCGCUGUCAGAUCUACGAGAUGACAGAGCGGGGUCUGAGUGUCCACAUCAGGAACGACAACAUGAGGGAGAAGAAGCUGCAGGAGUCUCGGAACAACCUGCUGGAGCCUGAAAGCAACCUGAGGGAACUCGGAGUCUCCGUCAGCGACGAUAACUCCGCCACAGACGACUCUGACUUCUGACUCUAUUUGUUUUAUUUCCCUCAGUGUUUGAGGACUAAAGCAGCACAAGCUUAGCCACCUUUCUUCAUGCAUCUUUAACAGCUGUGAAUUGAUAUUUUGGAAACAGUUGUUUUGUUUUUUAUUUUCGAAUAAAAGAGAUAGUUUGACA